AUGAAAUUGUCUAUAACGCGGCCGCUUUUCUUGAGUUUAAUAUUUAUUUUCACAUCUACUUUACAAAAUGUAGAAAGUGCCAAAAUUUUAGCAGUUUUUCCAUUUCCCGGUCCUUCACAAUAUAUUUUAGUACAACCGUAUUUAAAGGCUUUAGCUGCCAAAGGACAUGAGAUGACAGUGAUCAAUGCAUUUCCACAAAAGCAACAGUUUAAUAACUUUCGAGAUGUGCUGGUAAUGGAAGUUCAUGACAACUAUGCGGAGUUUAUUCAACAUGCCAAGGCAGUGCGUAACAAAUGGAAUGAGAUGACAUUUUUUGCCGGUUUUUUACUAAAUCUAACCGAAACAGUUAUAAAACAUCCCAAUGUUCAAACACUACUAAACACUGAAAAAUACGAUCUUGUCAUAAUAGAAACAGCCCAUACAGAUGCAUGGUAUGCAUUUGGCAGACAUUUUAAUGCACCCAUGGUUGGCCUCUCCUCCUUUGGCACUGAUCCCAUUAUUGAUGAGUUAAUGGGCAACAUGUCGCCACUCUCCUAUUCACCCUUAGUGACAGCCGGCUUAACGGAACACAUGACAUAUUUGGAGCGUUUAAGAAAUGCAAUUUUAUCAUUUAUGGAAUUGCUGCAUGUAAGAAUUCACCUAAUACCUAGACAAAAGAAAAUUCUGCGAACCUACUUGCCUCACAUUAAAGAUGAUAUCUGGGAUUUGAGAACAAAUUUCUCCAUAAUGUUGCUGAAUAAUCAUUUUAGCCUGAGCUUUCCACGGCCAUAUGUACCCAGUAUGGUGGAAGUGGGAGGUUUACCAGAAGAUAUUUUGAAUUUCAUUAAUAACUCCACGGAAGAUGUCAUAUACUUCUCCAUGGGCUCUAAUGUAAAAUCAAAGGAUUUUCCUGCAGAAAAAUUGCAAAUGCUAAAUGAGGUAUUUAGUUCAUUACCCUACAAAAUUAUGUGGAAAUUUGAAAAACCCACUCUGCCGGGAAAACCAAAGAAUGUCUUUAUUAAAUCCUGGUUUCCUCAACCAGAUGUUCUGGCUCAUCCUCGAGUUAAACUUUUCAUUUCGCAUGGUGGCCUGCUGAGUACUUCUGAGUCGGUAUACCAUGGUAAACCAAUGUUGGGUCUCCCUGUGUUCUACGAUCAACAAAUGAACAUCAAAAAAGGCAUACAAGCAGGUUUUGCACUGGGCAUCGAUUUCCAUACGCUGCCCCGUGAAGAGUUCAAGUCCAGUAUUUUGAAAAUGAUGAAUAAUCCAAAAUAUCUUAAUAAUGCUAAAACUAUAUCAAACAUUUUUCACGAUCAACCUAUGAAACCUUUAGAAUUGGCCAUCUAUUGGACGGAAUAUGUUUUAAGACAUAAGGGAGCGGUACAUUUGAAAAAUCCUGCUCAAUCGAUGAAUUUUAUACAAAAGCACAGCAUAGAUACGGUGGGAGUUUUAGUAGCAGCUGCUAUAUUGUGUAUAAUUUUAGUGUUCGUUGCUGUAUGGAAAAUUGUUAAACUAGUUUUACAGAAGAAGUCGUUGAAUAAAGAAAAAGUUAAUUGA
Calliphora vicina (urban bluebottle blowfly) is the source of this 1536-nucleotide messenger RNA. Its product is annotated as UDP-glycosyltransferase UGT5-like. The record is from RefSeq and is a predicted model, not a curated record. Gene Ontology annotation, molecular function: UDP-glycosyltransferase activity. The transcript is spliced from 2 exons. Bases 1 to 1536 code for a protein of 511 amino acids. Lineage: Eukaryota; Metazoa; Arthropoda; Insecta; Diptera; Calliphoridae.